Messenger RNA from Triticum aestivum (bread wheat), 2321 nucleotides. RefSeq lists its product as uncharacterized. Gene Ontology annotation, molecular function: protein binding. NCBI's taxonomy places the organism in Eukaryota, Viridiplantae, Streptophyta, Magnoliopsida, Poales, Poaceae. Bases 337 to 2142 code for a protein of 601 amino acids. The transcript has a single exon. The record is from RefSeq and is a predicted model, not a curated record.
ACAAGAAGACAGAUCAGAGACGGGUGAGUGAGGACAGGUGCGGCACCAACCAGCAGCAACCCAUCUACCCUAGCCAGUGGCCACGCCGAUGCGGCGCACACGGGCUACUCCUACCUGCAUGGGUACAAAACUGACAAUUUGUCACUUACCCGCACCAACGCCUCCAUUAAUAGUUGAAGCUCUCCGUCGAGUUCCCUCCCUACCAGCUCCUCCUCCUACUCGCACCAGCAUCAUCAUCAUCAGUUGGUUAGCUGCGAGCUCCUCAAGAUGCAUGCUACCAGAUAGGUGGCGGUACAGGGCUGGGGAGUGCGCGCGCGCGUGUGUUGGUUCGUCGCCAUGGUUGCAGAGAUGGGAGAAGCAGCGCCGGCAGCAAUGGUGGAAACAGAAGUGGUGCCAGGGGCAGAGGGCAGCCAUGGCGAGGCGCUGAUGGUGCUGGAGACUCUGGCGUCGUCUUCGCUGGCCUGCUCCGUCCCGCAGUUCCCGACCAAGUGGAAUUCCGUCAAGGACAAGCUCCGCCAGCUCUGCUCCGGCCUCAGUUUGCUGCGCGGCAAUGGCGGCCACGGCGAGGAGGAGGAGGACGAGAAGGGGGAGGAAUAUCAUGUGCUGGUUCAGUUUCUGCAGUCUGCUUCGGCCACCGUGAGGGGCAUCCUGGACGUGGCCUCGCAGUGCAGCGACGGCACGUACGGCGGCGGGCGGCUGCGCCUGCGGAGCGACAUGGACGGCCUGAGCACCAAGCUGGAGGCGCACGUGCGGCAGCUCAAGGAGAUGGCCUCCACCGGCGCGGCCACGUCGCCGUCGCAGGCCAUCGUCGCGGUGCGGCCGGGCGCCGACGCGGGCGUCGCCGAGAAGCGGUUCUUCCUCAAGGACCUCUUCUCCCGGAUCAGGAUCGGCGGGCCCGUGCAGCGGGCGCAGGCGCUGGCCACCAUCGCCGAGCUCAUGUCGGAGGACGAGGCGUGCGUGCGGGUGGUGGCGCUCGACGUGGACGACGGCGUCGCCGUGCUCGCCGGCUUCCUCGAGUCGCGGGACCCGCGCGUCCAGGAGGAGGCCGCGGGCGCGGUGGCCGUCGUGGCGGGGUCCGACUCGUACAGGGGCAUGCUGGUGAAGGCCGGCGUGAUCGCGCCGCUGGUGCAGGUGCUGGAGAACGCGGGCGGCGUGGGCGCAGCCACGGCGCUCGCCAGGGAGCGCGCGGCGCAGGCGCUGCGGGAGCUGACGGAGAACUCGGACAACGUGUGGGCCGUGUGCGCGCACGGCGGCGUCACGACGCUCCUCCACGCCUGCGCCGACGCCGGCAGCGGCGGCCGGCUGCUCAGCUCCUCCUUCGCCGUGCUCCGGAACCUGAGCAGGGUGGAAGAAGUAAAGAUGUUCAUGGUGGAGCAGGGCGUGGUGACCGAGCUGGUAAAGCUCUCGCAGAAGAUGGAGGAGGUCCGCAAGCUCGGCGCCGUGGAGCUGCUGCACGCCAUGGCGCUCGACGACGCCGACGUGAGGGAAGAAGCCAUCAGCAUGGGGGUGAUCCAGUCGCUCCUCCAGCUGAUAUACCCGGACCUCCCCUACUCCUACAAGGCGCGCGAGGUGGCCCUCGCGGCCAUCUGGUUCUUCUGCUUCUCCUCGGCGAGCUCCAUCGACGACCUCACCAGCUCCGACGUGCUGGGCUGGCUGCUCCACUACCUCAACAACGGCGACUACGCGGUGCUGGACUGCACGCUCAAGAUCCUCCGCCACCUCGCGGAGGCCUCGGAGGAGUACAGCCGGAUGAUGGCCCGGGCCGGGUACUUCCCCGCGCUCGCCGGCCUGCUCGCCGCGAAGUCCUUCCGGGUGCGGGAGAUGGCGGCGCAGGUGCUGUCCAGCCUGCUGGCGCUGCACGGGAACCGGGUCAUCUUCAUCCAGGACGGCGACAACCUGGACCGGCUGCUGCAGCUGCUCGACCCGUCCGAGGGCAAGCUGAUGGCCAAGGGGCUGAUCCUCUCCGCCGUCACGUCGCUGGCCGAGACCGGCGCCGGGAGGAAGAAGAUCGUGUCGUCGGAGCACUUCGGGAGCCUCAAGGAGCUGGCCGACUCCGGCGACCCCGACGCCAAGAAGGUCGUCAAGAAGAUCGCCAACAGCAGCAGGCUGCAGUCGAUGUUCAGCAAGAUAUGGAGCGCCUAAGUUAUUCAGUUUUGCUGACACUCGUUUCUUACUCAGAUGUCUUUACUAAACACCCCUUUGAUUUAGCGUUAGUACAUUUGAUUUGCUGUCCAUAGUUUCUGCAUAUCUACAUCCAACCAUCAGUGUGCUUCCCUUGUGCUGUACAUUGCAACUUCAGUGAAAUUCAAGUUUUGUCAUCA